Tyto alba (common barn owl) is the source of this 4861-nucleotide messenger RNA. It is a transcript of the gene USP2, whose product is annotated as ubiquitin specific peptidase 2. Gene Ontology annotation, biological process: protein deubiquitination. Bases 1712 to 3484 code for a protein of 590 amino acids. Gene Ontology annotation, molecular function: cysteine-type deubiquitinase activity. The record is from RefSeq and is a predicted model, not a curated record. Lineage: Eukaryota; Metazoa; Chordata; Aves; Strigiformes; Tytonidae. Gene Ontology annotation, cellular component: cytoplasm. The transcript has 13 exons.
CAGCUUGUGGAGGACACCCUUCCCAGGUAGCCCGCACAGUGCCUCCCCCCCAGGCCUUCAGCAGCCCAAGCCCUGCGGUAGAGAGGCAGUCAGGGACAAGACUUGCCUUCCCCAAUGAGGGUGACCUCCCACUGCCCCCCUGGAGCAUGGAACCCUGUACCCAGGCCCUUUGUCCUCAUCCCUGUUCCUAUCCCUCUGCUCCACCCCAGAGGCCCCCACCUCACCCCAUUGUGAGCUCAGGGCAAGGGCUGCCCACCGCAUCGACAGGGAGGCAAAGCGAGGUACGUACGAGCGGGCACCCCAGGUCUGGUCCUGGCCCAGCCAUCCUCCAGGGAGGGAAUUGCCAGGGCUGGGAGUGUGUAUGGGAGUGGGGCUGGGUGUGCACGCGUGUGCCAAAGCUCCUGGCCUCGGGGCAGUAUGCCUGUCACGCCAGGGUCCUUCUUGUGUGCCUAUGCCUGCUCGCUGCCAGUGGGGCUGCCAAGGGUCCCCACAUCUUCUAGAGCAGCUGCAGUAGCCAUGCUCUGCUCCCUGCCCUGGGUAAAGAUGCCAUCCUGGGAGCCAGGGGCCAUGGGACACGCUGGCCCUCAGGUUUGGGAGCAGGGCCCUGCCGCCACCCCCUAACGCUGCUGGUGACCCCAUAGCAGCCUCCCAGAGUGACGCUCAGAUGCAUCAGUCACAAGGCCCUCCCUGUUUAAGGGCUGGAGCCAGGCAGGAGGGAGGAAAAUGCCACCAUAAUUGCAUUCCUCCUAAUUAUCCUCAGCAGGUGCUCGCUGAGUCAUGGCCGGCUGGUGCUAGAGUACUUCAAGGCUGCCCUGGGUGGAUCAGCUGUCUGGGUGGGUGUCCCGGUGUCCCCACGGAGCCAUGAGGGCUGGGUACCCCUGUGCCCACACUGCCGUACCCCAUGACCACCUUUGCUGCAGGUUUAGGAGACUUUUCUCCCUGUGGCUUGCCCCAAGGGGGGUGAAACCCAGACUACCUCCUCACCUUGAUGGUCUGCUCCAGACCUUACUGGCAGCCACGGGCACCCCCUUUUUCUGCCUCCCUGACCCACACACAAAGUUGUGUCCCGCUCCACUCCCUCUCUUAACCUUCUGUCCACCCUUUCACUCCUGGACCUCCAUCUCCCUCCCCAAGUCUACCAUCCCACCACACUUACCCUCAGUCCUUCGACAUUCCCACAGCCCCAUCUGCCUCUGCAGCCUCCCCUCCCAGCACCCCCUUGCUGUGGGCCACCAGUCCCCUUGGGUUUGCGUCCCCUUUAAGCCUUCUCGAGGCUGGAAUGCGAGAGGAGCAUUUCAGCGCCCUGUGAGGUCAGAUAAAGACACUAUAUUUAUCUAGCCGGUAACCUGAGCCGUGAAUUUCUGCGGUGGCGUUUUUACACGGCCCCACAGCCCUCCAGCUCGGCCCUCUCCAGCCAUUGCGUCCACUCCCUGCAUGGUGGAUGGUCUGGGCUGCGGGGUGGCCUGUCCCCUGAAAAGAGCUCGGGUGCUGCUGGCCCCUCCGCAUCGCUCACUCUCCUCCAGCCCCAGGGGAAGCACCCCAAGGAGGCAGGAUCAGCUCCCCGCGCUCAGUCCCGCGGGCACCUCCAUGACCAGCUGCUCGCCCACCGCCGUGCCGGCCUCGUGCCCCUGACCAGUCACCAGCCGCCCAUCCUGCUGAUCUGCAUGCAGUCAAUGCCUCCAAGAGAGCCCACUGAUCCCCAGCCUCCAGCAUGUCCCAGCUCUCCUCCACCCUGAAGCGGUACGUUGACUCAUCCCGCUAUGCCGAGACCACCUACGGCAAGGUGCCCAGUGGCUACAGCUCCUACACCUCCUAUGGAUCCACCUUGGCCACAUCCUAUGCAGACAGUGACAAAAUCGGCUUCAAAUCAAGCUACCUGGCCUCCCCCCGGUACCACCACGCAGGGCUGUCCCCAACCAGUGGCUAUGACAGCAGCCGGCUGCCCCUGUACCCUGACUCCAGCAUCCGCCUGAGCCCCACGUACAUCCGCACCCAACCCCGGCCACCCGGCGGUGGGCUGACUGGGGGUGCAUGCUACACCUUCACAGGGCCCCCCAGUAGCCCCCCGGGCUACCUGCCCGCCACAGCACCUCUCAGCCGUCACAAAUCCAUCAGUCACUCGGACCUGGCACGGGAGUUUUCAGGGCUGCACGCCUCGGACAGCGCCUACGCACCCACCCCUGGCCCUCUCAGCACUCGAGGCUGCCAGGAGCUCAGCGCCCUGCAGGGUCUCUACCAGGCUGCUGCACGCUCCGACUACGUCCGUGGCUACCUGGAGAGCUAUGGGAGGAAAAGCAGCCACGGCAGUUUCCCUGUGGGCCCUCUCAGCCCCUCACAGGCUGCCCUCAGCUCUGCCUUGCCGCCCCCUGGCACCCGCUGCAUCAACCAGCCUUGCAACAGGAAUGAUGGCUACCGCGACAUGCCCACCCGGGACCCCACGAGCUCCAAGGCAGUGCAGGGACUGACCGGCCUGCGAAAUCUUGGCAAUACGUGCUUCAUGAACUCCAUCCUGCAGUGCCUGAGCAACACCAAGGAGCUGCGGGAUUACUGCCUGCAGAACCACUACCUGCGAGACCUCAACAACAACAGCCGCAUGCGUACUGCGCUCAUGUCAGAGUUUGCAAAGCUGAUUCAGCUGCUCUGGACCUCAUCCCCCAAUGAGAGUGUGAGCCCCUCUGAGUUCAAGACGCAGAUCCAGAGAUAUGCCCCCCGCUUUGUCGGCUACAACCAGCAGGACGCACAGGAGUUCCUGCGGUUCCUCCUUGAUGGGCUGCACAGCGAGGUGAACCGUGUGCUGGUGCGGCCACGGGCCAGCACAGACACCCUGGACCACCUCCCUGAUGAUGAGAAGAGCCGCCAGAUGUGGAGGAGGUACCAGGAGAGGGAGGACAGCCGCAUUAGUGACCUCUUUGUUGGGCAGCUGAAGAGUUCACUGACCUGCAGCGAGUGUGGCUACUGCUCCACAGCCUUUGACCCUUUCUGGGACCUGUCCCUGCCCAUUCCCAAGAAAGGCUACGGGGAGGUGACCCUUAUGGACUGCCUACGACUCUUCACCAAAGAGGAUGUGCUGGAUGGGGAUGAGAAACCGACAUGUUGUCGCUGCAAAGCCAGGACAAGGUGCACAAAAAAAUUCAGCAUCCAGAAGUUCCCUAAGAUCCUGGUGCUUCACCUGAAGCGCUUCUCAGAGGCCAGGAUACGAACGAGCAAGCUCACCACCUUUGUCAACUUCCAGCUGAAGGACCUGGACCUCCGGGAGUUUGCCUCGCAGAGCUGCAAUCACACCAUUUACAACCUCUACGCUGUCUCCAACCACUCGGGCACCACCAUGGGGGGACACUACACUGCCUACUGCAAGAGUCCUAUCUCCAGCGAGUGGCACAGUUUCAACGACUCCCGUGUUACCCCGAUGUCAUCCAGCCACGUCCGCAGCAGCGAUGCCUACCUUCUCUUCUAUGAGCUGGCCAGCCCAUCCUCCCGCAUGUAGCUAGCCCUGCCUCCCUGGGGACUCCCUGCGCCACCCCUCAGAGCCAGCCCCUCCAGGUUUCGGCCAUUUGCCCCCCAGGUGGAAGAGGGAGGUGAAGAGGAGAGAGCUCAGCAGCGGGAGGCUGGAGGCAGCCAGGAGCAGACCUCAGGCAAGGACACCCCAGCUCUGAACUGAGGAGGGCAGUCCGCAGCAGGGCAGGGCCCAGGCAGCUCAGGCACCUCCUGGUCGCUGGCAUUUGGUUUUCACAGUGGGGUACGUUUUAGUUGCGCUUUUUUUUUUUUUUUUUUUUUUUUGUUGGUGUGUAAUAAAAAUACUGAGCAAGGGACUCUGGGGGCAUAGGGCUGCCAGCCCCAUUGACUCAGCCAGGACCUCUGCUCCCCUGGGGGAGCACCCAGAGAUGAGGACCCAGGAAAGCCUUGCACAUCCCUCCUGGUCUCUUGGCAUUCCCAUUCUGCUUGGCUGUCCCAGAGGAUUCAUGAACUGCUCUGGCCUCCUCCUAGCACUUCUGAACCUCCUGGCAAAGGACCCCAGCUCUUCAGUUACCUCCGUCCCAUCUCAGGCAGCGCAUCCCCACCAGCUGCCCCAUGCACACUCCUCAAAGCAGCCUGAGUUCAGUUCCAGACUCACGGACAGGAGAGAGGAAAACAUUUUGUGAAAUGUAUAUGUAUUUAUAGUGGACUUCACUUAACCUGGAGCAUCCCCGCGCUUCCUGGCUCUCCAGGGACUUGUGCCAGGGGAUGCUUUGGGUAGGUUUUUACCUGCCUCCUCAUACGACGGUGCCUUAAACCAUUUAGGGGAGCGGGAGGCCACUGGGGUUGCACAGGAAUGUCCAUCCUGCGGAGGAGAGGAAGGGGAGGACAGUGGCUUUUUGGGACCAUCUGCAGUUGGGGCUUUCUUCUCCCUGUGAUCAGGAGCCCCCGUGGGUGCCCAGGGAUGCAUGUCCCCACCUGCCCUGCUGCUCUGUCCUCCAGCUAGCAAACGCCAGUGGCCUUUUUAGCCUUUUCUCUAAUUUAUUCUCUUCCCCAUCCUGCCUUGUCUGAGGCGCAGUGGGAGGAGAGAUGGGCCCGACUGAGCACAACCCCAGCCCCAGCCCACAAGGCAGCUACAUCCAACCCAGCAACCCGUCCUGCUUCGCCCUUGCUGGCCCUGCGGGCACAGGCUCAGCACUCUUGUGCCAUGAGCAUCCUGCCCAGCCCAGGGCAUCCCAGCAGGGCUUGGGGGAGGGCAGGCCAGGAUGGAGGAGCUGCCCACCGCAGGUACCGAACUGGGGCAGCGUUGCUGCUUGGCAGGUGGCUUGUUUACUGUGUAAGCAAGAUGGACGGGAAGUGUCUCGUACAAGGGAGACUCAUGCAGGAAUAAAUUUUAGCUUGAACGGAA